Archocentrus centrarchus (flier cichlid) is the source of this 4166-nucleotide messenger RNA. It is a transcript of the gene supt16h, whose product is annotated as SPT16 homolog, facilitates chromatin remodeling subunit. The transcript is spliced from 25 exons. Gene Ontology annotation, cellular component: FACT complex. Gene Ontology annotation, biological process: transcription elongation by RNA polymerase II. Bases 367 to 3471 code for a protein of 1034 amino acids. NCBI's taxonomy places the organism in Eukaryota, Metazoa, Chordata, Actinopteri, Cichliformes, Cichlidae. The record is from RefSeq and is a predicted model, not a curated record. Gene Ontology annotation, molecular function: nucleosome binding.
CUGAGGACUUAAUUAUAUCAGAGUGGUGUGUUCGUGGUCUUGUGUGGGAGAAACUCCCAAUUUUAAUAAUUUUGUGACUUUUAAAGCACGUUAUCAGGUUAUCCCGCCGGUGUGUUUUUACAUGCCUCCUCACCGCAGAGGGCCUGUGUUGUGUUAACUGUGAGAGAACCAGUAGCGGCGGCGGCAGCAGCAUCUCGUGGUGGUAUUUGGAGCCCAGCAGGCGUGGAAAGAAAGUGCGUUGUUGUUAGUUGACACUGCUCAUCAUCACCACCACCACCACCACCAACAACAACCAUCAUCAUCAUCCUCCUCCUCAUCCGGCCUGCUGAGAAGCCGGGAGCUGGAGUUUGAAACGGAGCGCUCGCCAUGGCGGUAAACCUGGACAAGGACGCAUACUACCGCCGGAUCAAGAGAUUAUAUAGCAACUGGAAGAAAGGAGAAGAUGAAUUUGGCAAAGUCGACGCCAUCGUGGUCUCUGUGGGAGUUGAUGAGGAGAUUGUGUACGCCAAAUCCACGGCAAUACAGACGUGGCUGUUUGGCUACGAACUGACGGACACCAUCAUGGUGUUCUGUGACACCAAAAUCAUCUUCCUCGCCAGCAAGAAGAAGGUGGAUUUCCUCAAACAGGUGGCUAUAACUAAAGGCAACGAGAACGCCAACGGUGUCCCGCCCAUCACCCUGCUCACCAGAGAAAAGAACGAGAGCAACAAGGCCAACUUUGACAAGAUGAUCGAGGCGAUCAGGGGCAGCAAAGAGGGCAAGACGGUGGGUGUGUUCAGCAAAGACAAGUUCCCAGGAGAGUACAUGAAGAGCUGGAAUGACACGCUUAGUGCUGAGGGACUGGAGAAGGUGGACAUCAGCGCUGUGGUCGCCUACACGAUGGCAGUCAAGGAGGACGGGGAGCUGGGCCUGAUGAAGAAGGCGGCAGCCAUAACCAGUGAGGUUUACUCCAAGUUCUUCAAGGAGCGUGUCAUGGAGAUCGUUGAUGCAGAUGAGAAAGUGCGUCACAGCAAGCUGGCAGAGUCGGUGGAGAAGGCCAUUGAGGAGAAGAAGUACCUGGGCGGUGCGGACCCUUCCACCGUGGAGAUGUGUUAUCCUCCCAUCAUCCAGAGCGGAGGGAACUACAGUCUCAAGUUCAGCGUAGUCAGUGAUAAGAACCACAUGCACUUCGGUGCCAUCACAUGUGCCAUGGGGAUCCGCUACAAAUCGUACUGCUCCAACCUGGUGCGCACCCUCAUGGUGGACCCCUCUCAGGAGAUGCAGGACAACUACAACUUCCUGCUGCAGGUGGAAGAGGAGCUGCUCAAGGAACUCAAGCACGGAGUCAAAAUCUGUGACGCGUACAACACAGUCAUGGAGUACGUGAAGAAAGAGAAGCCAGACCUCGCAUCAAAGCUGACCAAAAACCUCGGCUUUGCGAUGGGGAUCGAGUUCAGAGAAGGCUCGCUGGUUUUGAACGCCAAAAAUCAGUACAAACUGAAAAAAGGCAUGGUGUUCAGCAUCAGUUUAGGUUUUUCUGACCUUGUGAAUAAAGAUGCCAAGAAAGACGAGCAGAAGAAGUAUGCCUUGUUUAUUGGUGACACAAUACAGAUCAAUGAGGAAGAGGGUGCAACAGUUCUCACGCCGGUUAAGAAAAAGAUCAAAAACGUGGGAAUCUUCCUGAAGAAUGAUGACGAGGAGGAUGAGGAGGAAGAGGGCGAUGAUGCUGAGGAGCUGCUGGGGAAGGGCGCUCGGAGUGCCGCUCUGCUCGCAGACAGAACCAGACUACUUGGGAAGAACGAGAUGACGGCAGAGGAGAAGAGGCGGGCUCACCAGAAGGAGUUGGCCAAUAAUUUGAAUGAAGAAGCUCGGCGCCGUCUGACGGAGCAGAAAGGAGAACAGCAGAUUCAGAAGGCCAGAAAAUCUAACGUCUCCUAUAAGAAUGUGUCUCAGAUGCCCAGAGAAAAGGACAUCAGGGACAUGAAGAUCUUCAUUGACAAGAAGUACGAGACGGUCAUCAUGCCCGUCUUCGGCAUCGCCACGCCAUUUCACAUCGCCACCAUCAAGAACAUCAGCAUGUCUGUAGAGGGCGACUACACCUACCUGAGGAUCAACUUCUAUGUCCCCGGCAGCUCUCUGGGACGACAGGAGGGAAAUAUCUUCCCAAACCCCGAAGCCACAUUCGUCAAAGAAAUCACGUACCGGGCGUCCAACCUGAAGGCUCCCGGUGACACGUCGGUGCCCUCCACCAACCUGCAGAACGCCUUCCGCAUCAUCAAGGAGGUACAGAAGCGCUACAAAACGCGAGAGGCCGAAGAGAAGGAGAAGGAGGGCAUUGUCAAGCAAGACUCGCUGGUGAUCAACCUCAACCGCAGCAACCCCAAACUCAAGGACCUCUACAUCAGACCCAAUAUUGCACAGAAGAGGAUGCAGGGAUCACUGGAGGCUCAUACUAAUGGGUUUCGUUUCACGUCAGUCCGCGGUGACAAAGUGGACAUUCUUUACAACAACAUCAAACACGCCAUCUUCCAGCCGUGUGACGGCGAGAUGAUCAUCGUACUGCACUUCCACCUCAAGAAUGCCAUCAUGUUUGGUAAGAGACGCCACACAGACGUCCAGUUCUACACAGAGGUGGGCGAGAUCACUACAGACUUGGGCAAACACCAACACAUGCACGACCGAGACGACUUGUACGCCGAGCAGAUGGAGCGGGAGAUGAGGCACAAGCUGAAAUCGGCCUUCAAGAACUUCAUUGAGAAGGUGGAGACGCUGACUAAAGAGGAGCUGGAGUUCGAGGUGCCCUUCAGAGACCUGGGGUUCCAAGGCGCCCCCUACAGGAGUACCUGCCUGCUGCAACCCACGUCCAGUUCUCUUGUGAAUGUGACUGAAUGGCCGCCAUUUGUGGUGACUCUGGACGAGGUGGAGUUGGUCCAUUUCGAGCGUGUGCAGUUCCACCUGAAGAACUUCGACGUGGUCAUCGUUUACAAGGACUACAACAAGAAGGUCACUAUGAUCAACGCGGUACCCGUGAACUCCCUCGACCCCAUCAAAGAGUGGCUCAACUCUUGUGACAUCAAGUACACAGAGGGAGUCCAGUCUCUGAACUGGACCAAGAUCAUGAAGACCAUUGUUGAUGACCCAGAAGGAUUCUUUGAACAAGGAGGCUGGUCUUUCUUGGAUCCAGAGAGCGAGGGAAGCGGCGCAGAGGAAGAUUCAGAGUCAGAAAUGGAGGAUGAGACGUUCAACCCAUCUGCAGAUGAAGAGGAAGAAGAGGAGGAAGACAGUGAUGAGGAUUACAGCUCAGAGACAGAGGACUCUGACUACAGUGCGUCUCUGGGCAGUGAGGAGGAGAGCGGGAAAGACUGGGAUGAGCUGGAGGAGGAAGCCAGGAAAGCUGACAGAGAGAGCCACUACGAGGACGAGGACACCUCCAACAGGAAGAGGAAGGUUCGGUCAUCCGCCCCACCGAGCAAGAAGAAGCGACGGUCCUAAAUGUCUCGUACAUUCAUUCAUACUGCCAAACCUAGCUGACCCCUCCUCCCACCACGACUGGCUCCUCACACUUCACACAGACACACACACACCUGCGCUCAGACACAGUGUGUACAUAGACUUAGACCCCCCCCCCCCCCCCCCCCCCCCUAUUUUUGUUGCGUUAUCGGUGAAGUGUCAUGUUGAGAUGGUGAAAGAACCAGCAGGACAGCCACGCUUCACUCAUUAGCCUCCCCCCUCCUCCCCCUUUUCAUUUCUUGAUCAUUUCCCACCUCCAUUCAUCCAUCCAUCAGGGUUUAUUGUGAGUGUGUGAGAGAGAGAGAGAGUGUGGUUUAAUGGGUUUUUAUUGCAAGCAUUGUUUAUUUUCUGUUAAAGAGUUUCUUAACUAAUGGAUAAUAAAUAAAGAGACUUGACAUCUCCUCUGCCAAGUGUUUUAUAUAAACUGAGAAACCUGAUUUUUUUUUUUUUUUUUUUUUUUUUUUUUUUAAACCUCUUGUCUUCCCCUCCUCGCCCACUUUCUGUUUCUCCCUCUUAUUAUUUUCAUGAGUGUCUGUUAAAUUGUGGUAAUACGAUCAUUUUUUUUGAGGGAGGGAGGGGGGGAAGAAACAUUUCAGAUUCUUUUUCCUGUUUUUGGAGUGGGGCUUAUAAACUUAUCCAUAAAGACACAAACAACCCUCGCACUUGUCCUCCUCUUG